UCUCGCGUCUCCUGACACCAGUCGUGGAGCACAGAGGUCGGCGUUAAUCCUUCAUUUCUUCCUGUGUACAUAUUUGUUUGUGCUUUAUUCAUUUUUUAUGUAAGGAUUAAGCUAAAUUAUCCCAGUGAACCUUCAAGCUUCUUAUGCUAUCUUAUCGCGCUAGUUAUCUUAGCUUGCUAGCGGCUAACAAGGAGUCGCGGAAGUGAUCGUCAACCGCUCCUGAAUGUUGUGAUCGUGGAAACAAAAAUGUGUCAAGUACAAAUGCUGAGAGUGUUGGUGACUCGGCGACUGACUGCGGCUGUUGAAGACAUAUUUGCAGUGUUAGAAAGAACGAUAGCAGAGUACGAGGGCGAACUUUCUCGAACAAAAGAGGAGAACGAGCGACAACGUCAACUACUGGACGCGGUUUUCAAGAAGCCUCAAGUUGUGUUCCACAGAACAGAUGUCUACGAGCUGACUGGACAUCAGAAAGAAUGUCUCCCUAAGUCGCAGGGGGGGAACUCCGCUUUGAAGCAUCCACAGCCCCCUCCUGUUAAAGAGGAAGGUCCACAUCCCCUCCACUGUAAAGAAGAAGAAGAGGGAGAGCGUCUUCUAGGGCAGGAAGAGGCUGAUCUCAUCAAGUUUCCACUGACUGUUGUCACUGUGGAGACUGAAGACCAUGAAGACAAACCACCUGAGUCCUCACAGCUUCAUCACAGUCCAAACGUCCAGCAGCUGAUUGGACAUCAAGAAGAACCUCUCUCUCAGUUGCUGGAGGUGAGCUCCCGUUUCAAGCAGGAGGAACCACAGCCCCCCCACAUUAAAGAGGAAGAUGAGAAACUCUGUAUCACUCAGGAGAGAGAGUGUCUUCUAGGGCAGGAGGAGGCUGAUCUCACCAGCUUUCCACUGACUGUUGUCUCUGUGAAGACUGAAGACCAUGAAGACAAACCACCUGAGUCCUCACAGCUUCAUCACAGUCCAAGUGAGGAGAAGAGAGAGGUGGAGCCUCCAAGCAGCAGCUCACCACAACACAUGACAACAGAAGAUGAUGGAGACGACUGUGGAGGAUCACAAGUUGACAUUCUCUUAGCUCCACUGUCAGAUAGUGACGACUCAACAUCACACGUUAAUGUAAAUAUGGAAUCACACAUGAAAACUCACACAGAGAAAAAACCUUUCAGUUGUUCAGUUUGCGGCCAAAUAUUUUCCCGAAAAGGUAGUAUUCAAAUACACAUGAGAACACAUACAGGAGAAAAACCUUUUAUUUGUUCAGUUUGUGCCAAAGGCUUUGUUACAAACUCUGACUUGACUCGACACAUGCGGACACACACUGGAGAAAAACCUUUUAUUUGCUCAAACUGUGGCAAAACGUUUUCUCGAAAGGGAAUGAUGCAGUUACAUAUGAGAACACACACAGGAGAAAAACCCUUCAUUUGCUCAAUCUGCGGAAAAAGGUUUUCUCGGAAGGGAAUUAUGAUGUCACACAUGAGAACACAUACAGGAGAAAAACCUUUCAGUUGUCCAGUUUGUGGUAAAAUAUUAUCUCACAAACGUAAUAUGCAAAGACACAUGAGAACACACGCAGGAGAAUAACUUUUCCUUUUUGGAAGUCCUCUUUGAAUGGACUUCUGCAGAGUCACUAAUGGUUUACUGCACGGCUUCUCUAAAGUUUGUACUGUUUUCCAGAUCCAGACCAUGAUUCUGUCUGAACCCAGCUAGCCCACUCUUAUGUUAUGAAUUAAAAAACACUAUCAAGUGUCUUUUAGGUACCGGUUAAAAAAAAAACAACAAUAAAAUAUGAUUCACAAGAUCCUUUAAA
Messenger RNA from Nerophis lumbriciformis (worm pipefish), 1798 nucleotides. RefSeq lists its product as uncharacterized. Gene Ontology annotation, cellular component: chromatin; transcription regulator complex; PcG protein complex. Gene Ontology annotation, biological process: regulation of transcription by RNA polymerase II. The record is from RefSeq and is a predicted model, not a curated record. Gene Ontology annotation, molecular function: DNA-binding transcription factor activity, RNA polymerase II-specific; RNA polymerase II cis-regulatory region sequence-specific DNA binding. Lineage: Eukaryota; Metazoa; Chordata; Actinopteri; Syngnathiformes; Syngnathidae.